Molecule: messenger RNA, 924 nt
Organism: Colletotrichum chrysophilum
Lineage: Eukaryota; Fungi; Ascomycota; Sordariomycetes; Glomerellales; Glomerellaceae
Exons: 2
Coding region: 1-924 (307 amino acids)
Molecular function (GO): oxidoreductase activity, acting on the CH-CH group of donors, NAD or NADP as acceptor
Source: RefSeq, a predicted model, not a curated record
AUGAGCGACCUUCCCCAAACGAUGCGCUCCCUAGUGGCGCUGCAGCAUUGCACCCCCGCCGGCUUCGAGGUGGCCGAACGCUUCAAGGUCGGCGAUGCAGUCUACGGACAUGGCGUCGUCCGCCCUGCCUUCAGCAAUCCGGAUCCAGGUUUCUGCUCCGAAUAUGGAAUCACACAGGAGAGGCUGCUUCUCCCAAAACCGCCGCAGAUAAGCUUUGAAGAAGCUGCCGCACUUCCUGGGUACACCGUGACGGCGUACCAAACCAUCAAGCGCGGUCUUGAAUUAGCCGGUUGGGAGAGCCUGGAGGGAAAGACCGUGUACGUCCCGGCUGCCUUGAGCGGAGGGGGCUUCAGCGGGAUCCAAGUGGCCAAAAACGUGUUCGGUGCAGCGAAAAUCAUCUCAACAGUCUCAACACCAAAGUUGAAGCUGGUUGAGGAGUAUCUUCCCGGGAUGGUGGACCAACUUAUCGACUACAAGACAACGAGCUUGACGGACGCCGUUCCCAAGGGCAGUGUGGAUUUCAUGUUCAACACGCAAUGGGACAGCAUGAACACAGCGAUACCCCUUCUGAACCCCAAGACAGGCGUCAUCAUGUCCAUCGCCUCAAUUCCCCCAUCACCUUUAGUGAGAGAGAUCAUGGGGCCUGGCAUGGUCCCGCUCUGGCUGGCUUGGAUGUUGGACCUGGUUCAGUGGUGGUACGCUUUCAAGUUUAGAGGAACGAACAUCCAACACGAAUUCGUGUCGGGCAACCCAGAGAUCAGAGAGGAUUUAGAGAGAGCUGGUGAGAUGAUUGCUACGGGGAAGGUAAAAGCAGUGUUCCGUACGGUGGAUCUAUCCGACAUCGAGUCUAUCCGGGAAGAAUGCGCCAAGGUCGAUACAGGGAAAGGUGGCCUUGGUAGGCUACUGAUUAAAGUGAAGGACUGA